This is a messenger RNA of Aphanomyces astaci, 1636 nucleotides long. RefSeq lists its product as hypothetical. NCBI's taxonomy places the organism in Eukaryota, Oomycota, Saprolegniomycetes, Saprolegniales, Verrucalvaceae. The record is from RefSeq and is a predicted model, not a curated record. The transcript has 2 exons. Bases 58 to 1539 code for a protein of 493 amino acids.
UUCGUAUUUACCCAACUGGCAGGUCUUGCGCCAUCUUCGCUGACGGCUGACAGUUCGAUGAGCCAGUCUUCUUAUCCCGCGAUGAAGCCCAGCCUGUCGCAGUCGACGCCUGAGCCUGAAGACUUGAUCAGCCUCCUCAGUCCGUCGCAGACCCGUGACUUGGACACUCUCCAUAAACUGGUGACUGAAGAACUCGAGGAAAUCUAUACCAAAGGCGACUUGGUCAUGGCGCUGCGUGAUGUGAAUUUCGACGCAGCCACUGCGUUCCUUACCCUGCGCAAACGAGGCGAGGCCACGAAGAAGCGGGCGCGGCUUCCCGAUCCCUUCCACGACACGUGGAGUCGACCCAAGAAUCCCCGGCUGUCUCUUCCCGCCAUGUCCCACAACCACCGACUCUUCCACAGCAACCACCAGCCCAUGUACACCCCGUUGCAUGCAGCGCGAGACAUGGACGCCCGGAACUCUGUCGUCACUUCCAGCGCCCCCCCAACAUACUCGUCGAGCGAGACUCAGUACAACCUUCCAUAUUCACAGAAGAACCUGUCCCCUCGGCAGGAGGAACAACCCGACAACGACCAUGGCGACGUCCACGAGUCCCAGGUUUUCCAGGAAAGCGACCCGACUGUCGCCGCCAACAUCCUGUCCCUGAACCUGCUGGAUCGCCAGCAGCAUCCCGUCAAGGAGGAACUCUCGACGGAGCAGCAGCAGCAGCAUCCGCUGGACGACGUGUUUGACAAGCUGGCGGUGGCCUGGACGCCGGACGUGAAGAAGCUGCUGGACGCGGCCUGUGCCGCGCACGCAACUGCCACGUUGAAGCAUGUACCCUCUUUUGACGCGGCCGACGCGGCGAACCUCCUAUUGGACAUUGUGUCCCUCCUUCCCCACGUUCAGCGCCUCGACGCGUUGGGCCGGCCCAUCUCCCCCACGGACGCCGAGGUUGCCGCGUCCGACAAGGCCGCCAUGGAGGAGGCGAUGGCCCCUCUUGUCACCCCCGAGGCCAAGAUCAAGGCGCUGAACGCCGCCUGCACGAACCACACCCGCCGCCUCGAAGCGUUUCGACGCGCCAACGUCGAGCUCGUCGAGCAGCACGCGGCGACGUCGACGCAGCUCAAGGCCAAACUGGAGGUCGCCACGGCGCUGGUGCAGCACAGUCGGCAAAACGUGGCAGAGAUGGCGGCGACGCUGGAGAAGGCGCGGACGGACGAGGACGCCGCCGCGACCAAGCUGGACGACCUCGUGGAGGCUCGUCGCGCCGAAUUCGUCGCCGCCGGAUUGCAACCGAAAGCGGCCAAGAUCCGCGCCAUUACCGCCGUGUACACCAACCCGGUGGACGUGGAAGCUGUGACGUUCCGCGAACUCCACGCGGCCGCCGAGCGCGCGACGGAGGCGGCGACGGCCGACUGGCACGGCGCCACCCUCGUCGACAUGUUUGCCACGGCCGUCCAGGCGCUUGUCCGCUACGUGGUGGCGCUACGCCAGGAAACCAUGACUGCAGCGUACAACGACGUACGAACACGUGUCUUGUAUGCAUUUGUAUAGCGUGGCAGUGGUUGUCCUGGUGUAUAUUUAUAUUUAUUUGAAUAUAUAUUGACUUGUAUAUAUAUUGAUUUGUAUAUAUAUUGAUUUGUAUAUAUAU